AUGUUGAUGAUACUUAUAAUCUACUCCAGGCGAGAUAGAAUAAGAGCCCAGGAGAGGAGACGAGACGGGAGCAGAGAUGGAGUCAUCGAACUAGCUCGACUUGCUGGUUCCAUUACCACCAUGUCUGAUGAUGUAGAGGAAAAAAAACCUAAGAAGACCAGCAAAGCAGCAAUGACUAUGGAUCCUUUUUAUGGUGAAAGAAUAGUGCAUGAAGAGAACUGUUAUUGUGUGCAGCCUGUUGUUCCGUGUCCAAUACAGAAGUAUAGCACAGAAAUGGGAACCACUACAGAUGUGACCCAAGAGUUGCUAAGACAGAUCAACUGUGCUGUCCCCAACUGCAUGGCUGAACCCAUACGUCCUUCGGUGUCGUCGCCACCGAAACGCCGCCAUCGCAAGAGAAAGGAGUCCUAUGAACCUCCUAAAAAUCAACCUAUUUGCAGUGAUCUUCGUAUAGCUGAGCUUGGAGUCUCUACUGAAAUAGCAAAUAUGGCGUUACGCAAGAAUUCCGAAGUCCCUGUAAUUAUUAAAUCUAACUCAAGGCUAAAAGGCCGUUCUUACAGUCUUGCCGUACUGAACCAGGAGUCAGAUGUUUCCCGCAAUGCUUCAGAGUGGGUCAAUACACCAUGUAGCACUGUGGACGAGUCGGCAGCUACGAAAAUCAUGGACAGACGGCUAGGCAGUUUAAUAAAACUACCAUUGAGAUUUUUCAAGAAGAAUAUACUGACACGCAGCUCCCGUAUCAGUAUCCCAAGAAGUUCUGAUCGUUACAAAAGCAACACUCUUCGCAGGCGUCUGAAACAGAUACUAUAUGAAGAAGUUACUGAACAUCAAAUUCGUGGAAUCAAAAGAUUAUAUUCAACAAUUAAUAGAAGAAACAAGCCAUAUAAACUUGGAUGGAUCGAUUUGGUUGCAAAAGUGUCUAAAAUUGCAAGGGACGAUAAUACUAAUAACAGUGUUUGUAUUUGUUCGAAACAAAAUGGAUGCAAACACUUCAGGAAUUCACAUAGCUACCGCUGCAUGAGAGCUCAGGUUAUGAAACUAGCUGGACCUACUCGAAGCCAGUUAGCCUGCUACAGGAAAAAAAUAAAGAACAUCAUAGCGCCACCGUUUUUGAGAAAUAUUCUAAUGAGUAUUUUGUCCUUUUUGUUUAUAGAUAAAGAAUAUCCAGCCAUCAAGUUCUCGCAAGCGUGUGGCAGAUCUGACAUUGAGAAAAAGUAA
Molecule: messenger RNA, 1218 nt
Organism: Spodoptera littoralis (African cotton leafworm)
Lineage: Eukaryota; Metazoa; Arthropoda; Insecta; Lepidoptera; Noctuidae
Source: the annotation of a GenBank genome assembly